Molecule: messenger RNA, 1688 nt
Organism: Topomyia yanbarensis
Lineage: Eukaryota; Metazoa; Arthropoda; Insecta; Diptera; Culicidae
Product: proton-associated sugar transporter A-like
Exons: 7
Coding region: 39-1688 (549 amino acids)
Cellular component (GO): membrane
Molecular function (GO): sucrose:proton symporter activity
Source: RefSeq, a predicted model, not a curated record
UAAUUUACAAAAAUUCAUUUGACGAUGAAGCACCUACAAUGAGCAACAAUCUUAACAUCAGUGACCGAAUGCAAGUUUCCGACGCUCGGUUGAUGGAAUGUAUACUGAAAAAGCGAUACGAACAUGCAAAGCUACAGAAAAAGGAUUACUCUCAUGUGUUCCGCCCGAAAACCCGCUGCGAAUUGACUCGCCUCACGUUGCUGUUUGUUGGCAUCCAGUUUACGUACGCAGCACAGACUGCCUACGUAACACCGAUUCUGCUCGGAAUCGGCUUAAGUCACACCUUCAUGACUAUGAUUUGGGCCAUUUCGCCGACACUGGGAUUCUUCUUCGCACCUGCUGUCGCUUCGUUCAGUGAUCAAAUUCGGCUAGGUUGGGGUCGUCGGCGUCCGGUUUUGCUAGGACUGGGUGCCGGAUUGAUCGUUGGACUGCUGAUAUUGCCCCAUGGGAAAAACAUUGGCAUUUUUCUAGGUGACGCAGAUGUGGGUGCGGUUAACCAGUGUAGCGUAUUUCGGUGGGGAACUCUGAUGACGGUACUGGGAAUGAUUCUCGUCGAUUAUAACGUUGAAACAUGCAACGGAGUAGCACGAACCUAUUUCAUGGAUAUAUGUAUCAAAGAUGAUCAUCCAAAAGUUCUAGCUGUAGCCGUAAUGAUCGGAGGUUUGGGCGGUUUCGUAGGCUACAUGCUAGGCUCGGUCGAUUGGUCCCAAACUAAUAUUGGAGAUCUUUUAGGCUCCAACGAAGCUACUGUAUUUGCCGCGGUGGUGAUUGUUGUACUAAUUGGGCUCACGGCUACAUUGUCCAGCUUUCGGGAAGUUCCACUUCCUUUGCUGGAACAGGACGAACUGCUUCGUCCCAUCAGAAGAGCAGAUUUUGAGGCGGCAAAAAUGCAACGAGAAUUCUGCAUCUCUAGCGUUAGUGGUGGCAACGUUCCGAUCGGUUUCGAAGUUGCGAAAAGCAGUGGAAAAAUCAUCGAGAACGACGACUACGAGAGGCCCCUGGGAAUCAAACUGUUUUUCACUAAUCUCAUCGGAAUGCCGAAAGCUUUGAGAAUCCUGUAUUUCACUCAGUUUCUUUCACAUUUAGGAUAUCUGAGCUAUUGUCUGUAUUUUACUGAUUUUGUUGGGCGAGAGAUCUUUUUCGGAGACGUGACGGCAGCCGAAGAUUCUAUCGAAUUUGAAUCCUACAAUGAAGGAGUUCGCUUCGGUUGUAUGGGUAUGGCCGUAUUUAUUCUAAGUAGUUCAGUAUAUUCUGUCAUUUUCGAGCGUGUGAUUCAAAAGUUCAGGGCUAAACCUGUCUACAUUACGGGCCUAUUAUUAAACGGUGCUGGAAUGCUUGCAACUGCCAUUAUCAAGCAAAAAUUUUCUAUUUUCAUUUGCUGUUUCACAAUGGGUAUCAAGUACACUACAAUUUGUUCGCUGCCAUUUCUAUUGAUUUCUGAAUAUCAUACGAAAAAUUCGUUUGAGAUGGUCGGAGGACGAUAUGUGCCUUGCACGCAGAAUCGAGGAUUCGGAGCAGAUGUGUCGACGCUUAGCAGUAUGCUGUUUUUAGCUCAGAUCAUAACAUCUCUCGCGAUUGGUAGCAUAAUUGAUGCGAUUGGUGCAACCACCAUUGUCAUAUAUUCGGCGAGUUUGUUUUCCUGUCUGGCUGCCAUUUCGGCUACUCGAAUAGUAUUCCUGAAUCUCUAG